Messenger RNA from Klebsormidium nitens, 973 nucleotides. The record is from the annotation of a GenBank genome assembly. NCBI's taxonomy places the organism in Eukaryota, Viridiplantae, Streptophyta, Klebsormidiophyceae, Klebsormidiales, Klebsormidiaceae.
AGGACCUUUAGCCAGAUCCACAGAAAAUUCCGAAAGGAGGCAGGCCAACCCCUCCGUCCAGAGAAAGUUGCAAACUACGGGAUUUGACCCGCGGACCUUCGGGCCAACCACAAGUGGAAGGCACGUGGCAGUUGUAUCGAACUGCACUCUGGCCAGCUGAGCUAGCCGAGCGCAGAAAGAUAGGUCAGCAGACUCGCAUCUCAAUUCUCAUUCUUCUGUUUCUUUUGCAAGGGGAUUGUUUCAAUUGCUCGUUCAUUCACCACAUUUGAGCCUCCUAAGUUGGCGCAUCGCUCUUGGAACACGAGGAGUGCUGCAGAAGCUGCGUGCAGAGCGCUUUUGAGCUAGCACAAAUUGCUGAAGGGCGCAGCGUCCGUGACAUAGUGCAAAGCGUCAGCAAGCGGGCAGAAAGGGGCGCUCCUCAAAAGCGCAUCCCUCGGCUUUUUAGUCAUUCCCAGGCAGUCACCGUAGCCCUCUCUGCGUUCUGUACACCCCUCCAGCCAAAACCCCCUCCCAACAGAGAGCAAGGAUGUUCAGGGCCGCAGGGGUGGCUCUCCUGCGGGGGGGGGGCGCUGCCGUUCGCACUGCAACAGGGGCGGCCAAAAAGGCACCAGCGGAAAAAGCCGCGCGGGCGCCUACAAAUGAUGCUCUGAUGCGGAAGUAUGAGGUGUCUCCGGCGCUGAGCGAGUUCAUGGGGGCGGAGGAGGUCACACGGCAGGAGGUGACAGCCAAGAUCUGGCAGCACAUCCGAACGCAUAAAUUGCAGAACCCCGAGAAGAAGACCGAGGUUUUGCCGGACGCAGCGCUGAGAAAGAUCCUGGAUGCGGAGGUCCUCACGUUCGGCACCAUCUCCAAGCUGCUAGCCGAGCACUUCCCGAAGGCCACGAAACCGAAGCGGCUGAUCAGAGGAGCUGAGGUGCUGAUGACGACGCAAGAGUCGAAGUUUCUGGUCUGGUACCGGAUGACUGGGCGCUAG